Oncorhynchus tshawytscha (Chinook salmon) is the source of this 4699-nucleotide messenger RNA. Its product is annotated as mitotic deacetylase-associated SANT domain protein. The coding region runs from base 136 to 2148 and encodes 670 amino acids. Gene Ontology annotation, molecular function: transcription corepressor activity. The transcript has 12 exons. Lineage: Eukaryota; Metazoa; Chordata; Actinopteri; Salmoniformes; Salmonidae. The record is from RefSeq and is a predicted model, not a curated record. Gene Ontology annotation, cellular component: transcription regulator complex; histone deacetylase complex. Gene Ontology annotation, biological process: negative regulation of DNA-templated transcription; regulation of transcription by RNA polymerase II.
UCCAGGAGACUCUCCAAGGAAGGUGGACCACCACCAGUUGACAACCCCUUCCUCAUACCAUCUGAUGGGGCCCAGAAUGGGGCCUCUGAGGAGCCAGGUGGAGCACCGAAGGCGGAUGAAGUCCACGUUGCCCAGAUGGCCCCUACAGGGGUCAUCCAGAGCACACGCAGGAAACGGAGGGUCUCCCAGGAGGUUAACCUGGAGACGCUGGCCCAGAAAGCCUCAGAGAUGGAGUCCCUACCGCCACACAUCGUCAAGGCACAGCACCACAGGCCCUGGAGCCCUCAAAGACCAGCGCCAGGGCGAGGGACCAUGGACAAGGAUUCAGGGGGCCACAGUGCCAAGCGGCCCCGUGAUGAGAGCAUGAUGCCCCUGGUCAUCCCUGUGUCAGUCCCCGUACGAAGGCCAGACCCGUCCUCGUCCUCCCCAGACGGGGAGCACUCUACCACGGGGACAGGCUGGCCACAGAGACCUUUCACCCUCCAGGACGUGACCAGUAUGGAUGGCAAACCCUCCGUCAUUGUCACCCGCAGGCGAUCUCUCAGGAACUCUCUGUCAGAGAGCUCAGGACAGAACGGUGGAAUGGAGGGAGGGAACGACAACGACGGCAAGAAGCCCAAACGCCGUCCCCGGCCCGAACCCCUCUUCAUCCCGCCUCCCAAGCCUGGCACCUUCAUCGCCCCUCCUGUCUACUCCUGCAUCACUCCCUACCAGAGCCACCUCCGCUCCCCUGUCCGGCUAAUAGACAACCCCCUGACCAUGCCGCCCUACACCCCCCCGCCCAUCCUCAGCCCGGUGAGAGAGGGAUCAGGUCUCUACUUUUCUACCUUCCUCUCCUCUGCUGCAUCCAGCCAGGGUCUGCCUCCAGCCAGGGUCUGCCUCCAGCCAGGGUCUGCCUCCACCCAGGGUCUGCCUCCACCCAUCACGCCCAAAUCAGCCACACGCAGCCUGCUGCGAUCCAACAGCGUUGACAUAACCCCACCUCUGCUCUCAACGAUCGGUGAGGCCACUCCAGUCAGUAUAGAACCGCGUAUAAACAUUGGUGUGAGGUACCAGGCAGAGGUACCAGAGCUAAGGCAGCGUUCAGCGGCCCAACAAGACCAUCCCAAGGCUGAGCUGGUCUGGGCUCCUCUCCACGACCUGGAGGCUAAACCUGAAGACCAGGAGAGAGUGGAUGACCUCAUGAACCUGGCGUGCUCAAGCGCUCUGCAUGGCGGAGGGACCAAUCAGGAGCUGGCUCUGCACUGCCUGUACGAGUGCAAGGGUGACAUCAUGGAAGCGUUGGCCCUCCUGCUAUUGAAAAACCCCAUCUUCCCAAAGAACCACCGUCUAGGAUACUACCACUACUCCGGGUCAGACAGCUGGACCCCAGUAGAGAGAAGUUGCUUUAACAAAGGGAUCGCUGCCUAUAAGAAAGACUUCUUCAUGGUCCAGAAACUGGUAAGCACUAAGACGGUGGCUCAGUGUGUGGAGUUCUACUACAGCUAUAAGAGGCAGGUGAAGACGGGUCGGAACGGAGCUCUGAUCUACGGAGACAUGGACCCACCUGAGAGCAGGAACACUGAGGAGGAGCUGGACCACAAGAGCUGUCAGAGAUUAGAAUCUCGGAAGGAAGAGGAAGACAACAGGAAUUGGGAGGGGUCAGUUGACAGGAAGCACCGGGGCUCCAGUCCAAGCAGGGUGACACAGACGUUACAGGCCACAGAGAACGCUGGAGCGGUCCUGGUGCUGAAGACACAGGAGGAUGUGAGGAGAGACCAGAUGUCUUCCCGGGUCAGUCACCCCCCUCAGCCCUCUCCCAGCGCCCCCUCGAAACCACGGCCGCCUCCCAAGACCAUAUCAGGGACCAAGGGCCCCGCCGGACCAGAGGGAGAGUUCCCUUGCAAGAAAUGUGGCAGGAUCUUCUACAAGGUGAAGAGCCGCAGUGCCCACAUGAAGAGUCACGCGGAGCAGGAGAAGAAGGCCGCAGCGCUGAGGCAGAAGGAGGCGGAGGAGAGGGCAGCGGCCCAGGCGGCAGCAGAGGCUGCAGCGUUACUGGCCGCCCGGCAGGACGGGGAACGGGAGGGGAACACAGCCGGAGGAGACAGCACAAACGAUGACUCGUCUGAGGAAGAUGAUGAUGAAGAGGAAGAUGAGGACUGGCACUAAGACCAUAGAGAUAGAAAACGAGCCCACCCCACCUGUCUUUGCCAUUAUGGCAAGUGUACGCUCAAUCUAUCUGGCUUAUACAGACAGACAGGCAGACAGACAGACAGACAGCCCUCUCCACGGUCAGGGUGAGCGGUAACAAACAGAACAGAGCAGAACUCUGAGGCCUCAGAACCCUAGCGCCCUCGAGUGUUCAGCUACGGCUCCUAACACUCAAGGGACAUUUUACGCCCUCUUGUUACGCCCUCUUGUUACGCCCUCUUGUUACGCCCUCUUGUUACGCCCUCUAGUUACGCCCUCUUGUUACGCCCCCUUUACGCCCCCUUUUACGCCCUCAAGUUACGCCCUCUAGUUACGCCCUCUAGUUACGCCCUCUAGUUACGCCCUCUUGUUACGCCCCCUUUUACGCCCCCUUUUACGCCCUCUAGUUACGCCCUCUUGUUAUGCCCCCAUUUUACGCCCUCUAGUUACGCCCUCUUGUUACGCCCUCUUGUUACGCCCUCUAGUUACGCCCUCUAGUUACGCCCUCUAGUUACGCCCUCUAGUUACGCCCUCUAGUUACGCCCUCUAGUUACGCCCUCUAGUUACGCCCUCUUGUUACGCCCUCUUGUUACGCCCUCUUGUUACGCCCUCUAGUUACGCCCUCUUGUUACGCCCUCUAGUUACGCCCUCUAGUUACGCCCUCUAGUUACGCCCUCUAGUUACGCCCUCUUGUUACGCCCUCUUGUUACGCCUGCUUUAGCAGCGUUUCUCUCUGGGAAAAAACUGUCUUCAUAAACAAACUGCUUUUUUUAUUGUUUCAUGGAACAGGAUCUCCUAUCUUGACACUUUCAGGGACAAGUUCUCUCACGCGUUUUCUCCCUCUUCCCUUUAACCUGCUUGUGAAGUGUUCAGGGGUUAACUCUCUCUCAGGCACACAGUAGGGUAGGAAAGAAAGCCAUGCCAUCUCUCUCUCUAACACCAAUACUUUUCUUUCUCUUGUCUGCCAUCCACCCCUGGCUUCUUCCUCUUCCUGUCAGCACUUUCAGCCAAUCACAACACAGCACACAGACUCAUCAGGUGGAAACUAUAUAGACACGCCCUCAGCCCAGCCUUUAAAAACUAGAAUAGUUUGUGAUGCCUGGCAAUGCAAGACUACAUGAACCACAAUGCAACCCGGCUUGGCCACUGCUUUCUCUACUCUCUGAUCCUCAGUUUGAUAUGUUAUUAUGAAUAGAAGGACACCAUAUGAGUGAUUGGGACCAUGCAAUAUUGAAGUUGAAAGGACUUCCAGGUCAUGAAAAGCCCAGAUAGACUGAUGUGGUGGUAACACCAAAGAUGGUGGAUAAAUGAAGAUUUCCUACUCAGGCAGUUUACCAUUGAAAACAAUUGUCAGUUCCAGUCUGCUUAAGGGGGUGGCCCUCCCAUAGGCAUCAAUGCAUUAGUAGCUGGGUCUGAUCCGCUUCGUUCAUUGACUGUACAUGAACCAGAAAAAGUGGGAUGUCUCACUUCUUCCGUCUCUCGUAACACUGCCUGUGUGGAGGCUUACCUAUAUGUGAAGGAAGGAACCAUAUAGAGAACAGAACACACAUUGUUGUGCGAGUUUCUGCAUUUUUCCUGUUUGGGACUUUUUCACUCACUCAAGGCUGUCAAAAGCUUGCACAGAUGCGUCGGUCCUCAGUUCACCGAACUGGUUUCAUCUUAGUUUCAAGUGCUGUUCUCAGUUGGAUCCCUACCCUGAUCACUUGUUUUAUAGUCAUCAUGUGGUGUUUCUCCUCACUGUUGAUGCCUUGGAUGUUUUUAACACUUAAUCUAUGGAUGAACGACAAUCAAUUUUACAAAGGUUCUUUUUAUAUCCAACGAAAUACUGUUGCUUUUUUGCUUAUUAUAUCAAAUUGUUAAUGUUGUUUUUUGUUAAUAAUAUUGUUAUUAAUAAUGUCACAGUUGUCUCUUGUAUUAUUGUGAUUUUGGAUUGUUUUUGCGGCAGGUUGCUUUGGAGAUCUUUCUCAUUUGACUGUAGUGUAGGGUUAUUUAAGACAUUGCUUUCGCUGUCUGUUUUGAACUGUGAGGUUUUAGAGUUACAUCUAAAGACAGUCUGAGUAGAGAAGAGAUGUGAAACAGAAUUGUAAACGUGCAGUAGAUAGAAGAACCACGUGAUCCCUGAUGACAACACCCCCUCUUAUUCCUUGUGUCCAGAUGUCACCCAAAUUGAAAACGGUUUAGGUAAGGUAAGGGUAGGGGUUAAGGUUAGGGUUUAGGGUAUGGACAUCCCAAGGAUUCUGGGAAAGCACUAACCACAUCAUUACGGCAGGAGGAAAGAGUGAGGAAAACAUGAUGAUGAUGUUGACUGUUGAAUGAUGUUGAUUUGAAUGGGUAUGUCCAUUCUAUUUCUAUAGAAAAGGAUGUCUCUGUCUAUCUGACUAUCUUAUUGUCGACAUAUCUCGUUCUGCCAAGCUCCAUAUCUCUAUCUCUAUUGCCUCCUCCAAGCGCCAGACCAGACUCUAUCUGUCGCCAAGGCAACAAACGAGCAGGCUGAAGAUUCUUCUCUUUAAGCAGUCAGCCACAGUGGGGA